GCAGUCUUUCUCCGCCAUCUUCUGUUCCACCACGAGAAACAGAAGCACAAAGGAGGACGCAGUUAUUUUGUCUGAAAACGUAGCUAUCUAUUCUCAUUACAAAAUGAGUGACAUUGAGGAUGGAAACUUUGAUGGACGAGACUCUCGCUCCCCAUCCAAAUCGGACCGUGGCAGUCCCGUUCGGGUCAAGUCGGAGAGCAGGUCCGGCUCCCCGAGCCCAUCCCGGGUCGCCAAACACUCAGCGUCUCGGUCCCGCUCAAAGUCCAGAUCUCACUCUCGUAGGCACUCUAACCGCCGGUACAGCCGCUCUCGCUCCCCCUCCAACCGGAAGAAGUCCCGCUCCUACAGCCCAGAAUAUCGGAAGAAGACGAGCCAGAGUGCGUCGCCCAACCGCCGCCGCCCCAGCAGCAGGAGCCAUGACUUCAGAAAAGAGACAUUCAGUCAGGGAGCAGGAGGAGGUGGUGAGGAUGCCAGGGUUAACCCUGACCCCAACCAGUGUCUGGGGGUGUUUGGGCUGAGCUUGUACACCACGGAGAAGGACCUGAGGGAGGUGUUUGGCCGGUACGGCCCAUUGGCCGGGGUUAAUGUGGUGUACGACCAGCGCACCGGGCGCUCCCGUGGCUUCGCCUUCGUCUACUUCGAGAGGAUCGCCGAUUCCAAGGAGGCGAUGGAGCGUGCCAACGGUAUGGAGCUGGACGGGAGACGUAUCAGAGUGGACUUCUCUAUCACCAAGAGGGCCCACACCCCUACGCCUGGCAUCUAUAUGGGCCGACCCACACAAAAUGGUGGUGGUGGGGAGCGAAACAGUGGCAGCAGCAGUGGUGGAGGGAGGAGGGGACGGGACUCGUAUGACCGCUACGAUGAUCGACGCGGCGGCGGUUACGACCGUGGAUAUGACCGUGGAUACGAUCGGGGAGACCGAGGUGGAGACCGGGGAUAUGACAGAUAUGACGAGUACGACAAGUACAGUCGCAGGCGCUCUCCCUCACCCUACUACAGUCGAUACAGAUCACGCUCCAGGUCUCGCUCAUACAGUCCACGACGAUACUAACAAACUUUCAUCAAGAUCAAGCUAUCCUUUUUUCUGUUAACCACAUCGGAACGGAGCCGUUUGGGAGCGUUGUCAAGCUAACUAAAGUGUAUAUCAACAGACGAAGCUCCCCUGCGACUUUUGUUUACGUGCUGUAGAUGUCUUUUAUUUUUUAACUUUGAUGCAUCCAUGUAGUGUCUGUGCUGAAGACUCAGACGGUGGUAAUGAAACUCAUUGGGCCCGUUUGAGUAUCUUUUAAAACGCACCCUUCUUCAGCUUGUCACUGAUCUAUAAGUGACUGGAUAAAUUAAAGCGUUGUAGCCAUUGUUUUGCUUUCACCAAUCCAGCCUUGUCAGAUCAGUGAUUACCUCAAGGAAGGAAAGAAAGGAUGUUUAAUAUUCAAACAGGCUCAUUGGUUUUUGCAGUAGGAGGAAAUGUGAAAUUGAUCUGAAAGUAUCACUGGUUUGAGGAGGGUCUUUGUUAUUAAGUCACAUCUUUGAGUUGAUGUUAUUGGGAUACCCUCCAGAGAUGUUUAUUUUCAUGUUAUUUUGUUUAUUUGUAUGGAAAAAGACAUCUCUAAAAUGCGUGAGUUUUUUUACAUUCUGAAUUUAAAGUUAAGCUGUGUGAAGGUAUCAUUCAGAAGAGUUGUCUCUUGGAUCAGCAUGUAAAUACAGAUUUUUGAACAAAA
Molecule: messenger RNA, 1718 nt
Organism: Coregonus clupeaformis (lake whitefish)
Lineage: Eukaryota; Metazoa; Chordata; Actinopteri; Salmoniformes; Salmonidae
Product: transformer-2 protein homolog alpha
Exons: 9
Coding region: 104-1051 (315 amino acids)
Biological process (GO): positive regulation of mRNA splicing, via spliceosome
Cellular component (GO): spliceosomal complex
Molecular function (GO): RNA binding
Source: RefSeq, a predicted model, not a curated record